Trichobilharzia regenti is the source of this 4013-nucleotide messenger RNA. NCBI's taxonomy places the organism in Eukaryota, Metazoa, Platyhelminthes, Trematoda, Strigeidida, Schistosomatidae. The record is from the annotation of a GenBank genome assembly.
AAAGCAGUUUACACCAUAAUACCCAAAAGUCUACUCUUCAUUGUCUAAUAUUAGACCUUGACAACUAGCGGGCUAAACAAAUACGGCGUUACACUUAUUGAAAUUAUGUGAGCAAUUGUGUUCAUACAGUCUGAAGCAAAUGGGAAUCCUGAUAAUAAAUGCCUCAGUGAUCUUGAAAUGACCAAUUCAAACGAAUUAAGCUAUAAAGUUAAACGUGCCCAAGCUUACUAUAAGGCUGAAUUAAAUCUAACUAAUCAUGCAAUAAUUCCUACAUUCUGUAGUGAGUGAAUUCCGAAUCUGGGCGAGAGUACAGAAUAGACACCAGAGUCAAGUAUUUUUGAAUCAAUUGAUUCAAACCGGCUGGUUUAUUAAUAAGAUGACUCGGUAUCACACAUCGAUGUUCAUAAUAUUCGCUGCAGGUUUCACCCAGAUGUUUUAAUACCAAUAGUACAACGACUAAAAACUGCCUUUCGUACACUCGAGUGGAAAUGUUCGCAAUUAUCAUCACUAGACUAUGCUCAUCAUAAAGUCAACUAUAUUUCUGAAUUAGUAAAUCAUGUAAGUGGAACUCUUACAUAUUCUACUAAAAGAUUCUGAGUCAAUCUAAAAAAGCGUUUUUUAUGGUUAAUGGCUCCCGAUAUGAUAUCAUAUACAGCCACUUGGAUAAAUUUUUGUAUCAACAUUGAAUUGAUAUGUCUACAGACACUCCUAUGAGGAACUGGGACCAGCUUUUACAGCAUCUUAGAGUUGCAUACCCUAUAUAAUCCAGUUUCAUUGUAUAUAUGUCUUAUAAGUACACUUUUUUAAAAUUAAACACCACUUUUUCACCUGUAAGGUUAUAUUUCAAGGUCAUUUAACUUUGGUGUCUACUCUUUACUGUUGCCCCAAUUUGUUCUGAAAUGGACUCUUUAAUGGCACAUGCUGGAACUCAGUGCUGGUUCUCAGCAUGACUUGCACUAUUUCAGCACCGUGUUUUUUUCUAGGUGGUUCAGGAGUAGGUUAGAGCCGUUGUUCCAACCCUCACAGGACAUUUUAAGCACGACAAGCGUUAUUCCAGAACAUAGUGGAUAGAUAAAAUCUUCACUUAGCAUAAAAAAGCAUUAUCGAAGAAUAGGAUAGAAUAAGUUCUGAAUUCUUGUAAGCUUGGGUGGGUUUCUAAGGCAACCUGAACUUUUCGCUGCUUCACCUACAUUAAAACAUUCUCAUCAUUUUCGCAAAAUAUAUGCUAUCUAUCUUAUUUAUCUGACAUACUGUGCUCGUGUUUUAGGGAAUCAUUGUUUUGUCCUUGUUCCAUGAUACAUGUACCUUAACUCGGCCUCUAGUGGGAUCGAGGUGACAACUGACGUAGUUUAUUAGAAUAUGCCAUGUAUACAUGGAUCCAUUCAAUGGGCAAGUUGAGGCGUAGUAAUUCAAGCACAAAAGCCAAUUGCGGUAUCGUCUAAUCCAAUUAGUUUUCGUCGGCAAUAAUACAGUUAUAUCGGAUAAAUCUAAUUUAGCUUAACUAAGGAGUACCGUGUAGUAUUAAUGGAUAAAUCCAAAGUGGGAAACGGUAAAACUAGUCCUAUCUCCUUAUCUUUAAGCAUAAAUUUGAGAGCAAACCACUAAUUCUGUCUCUUGACGCUGAACAAUAAUAUUUCGGAAUAGCAUUAACACCAAUGUGAUAUGGGAGGCUGUUCUUCGAAAAUUUCAUAGAGAAGCAUCCUCUUUAUUAUUUUUGCAGUGCUUUGAACAUUUUUUCAUGAAUGAAUUGUCAACGCCAAGCCCGACAACUUCUGAGUCAUAACUGCGUCCGUAUCACGUUGACACGUUCUAAAGCAAAAUAGUUGAGGGUUAUUAUGGGAAAACUCUGAAGUCCUGGGAACCGUGGUCUAAAAUUCUGUCAUCUACUGCAUUUUCUUCAGAUAUCUCUAUCCCAGCAACACUAACUUAUCCAUAGUAUACGCAUAAAUACGCCAUCUUAUUCCUGAAGGUUUUAUUUUAGUAGUAAUGAAUUUAAACCCUAGAUUGUUCAUGUAAAAUGAGUGCAGAUGAAGUGCAUUUUCUUAUUUUCAUUUGGAACGAACAAACUCAGGAAUCGCAAAACAUUCAUGUAGAAUGAAACAACGUGGAGUUCGUUGCGGUGCGUUCUACCUUAGAAACAGCGUCAGGUAUGAGGUUGGAGGUGGUAUGUGUUUAUGGUGAGAUCUGUUAUUUUCUGCUUUGCGAAUGUUAGUGGGUGACCUUCCUACAUUUCAACGAUAAACCUAAGGCAGCAACCCAACUGCACUAGGGUAAAGGUGAUGUGUCGUGCUUUAGAACUGUAAUAUAGAUAGUUAUGAGGCUUAGUUUAAACGGUAUCCGGUUACUUAUAUGUAUUGUCGCUUCUCACUCAGAUUACUGUGACCAUUAUCGAAUUCCUACAUUUGAUAGAAGUGUAUUCUUUUUGUAAAGAAAAAUGUGCAAAACCUUGUGAUCAUUGCUAUAAAUUUUUUUGAAUUGAAAUACCGAAAUAUUCCAACUUGUAUCCUAUGUUGAUACAUUAUAUGAGAGCCCAUUGUCCUAUCGUUAAUGUCCAUUUCUAUUGUGAAGGCCUUUCAAUCCUCAGAUCUGUUUUUCAUUCUAAUCUUCCCGACCAAUAGCACUGCAGUUUUUUUAAGGAAUUCCAAAAGCUUUAGGGAUUAGCGGUAGAGCUCAGGUUUCCUUCAGGAACUGUCGGCAGAAAUCCAGGGUUUACGAAGAAUACGGCUGAGGUCUCAUUGGUUUAUUGGCAAGAUGAUUUAGGAGGCGUCGACUAGCAGGGAAGGAACAUUUACGUGUUACUGAAAGUAUAUAGCCCCCCCCCCCAAUACACUUGAUCUCUAUGACCAAAGAACUACUUGUCGAACCGGAACAACAAUUCGAUCUUGCAAAUUACGAAAUGCGUUUCAGGAUUAGGAAAAUAUAGCGGCAAUGCCUCCUGAAUGCACGAACAACCGAACAUAAAGCGACAGUGCAUCAAAUGGUCUGGAUACCUGACGUCAUGCUACAGCUCAACCAGUCGACUUAAGCAGUGAAGGGUGACAUCUAGUACUGGGUGAUGAAAGGUUGGAUAUUAAUUUUGGAGAAUUAUUUGCCGUUAAUAUGGUUUGGGACAGCUUCCAGUUUUUCUACGGUCACCUACUAUCAAGUCAGUAUGAGAGCAAUAAUAAAGAGAUCCAGGUGUAGUGGAACUAUGGGAAGCAAGCAUCUGGUUUUGAAAAUAACUAAUAAGGGUUUUAAAGUGACAUAUGGGGUAUGAUAUACCAGCUACUCUGGUUUAAAGAAAUUAGAAUUACGGGUCCCACAAUCAUAUGCUGUAGCUGAAGCUUGGAGUUACCUGACAAGCAGUGUGUAAUCCAAAUAUUGUCCUUAAAAUACUUGAUUUCAAUUUUGUAAGCUUUUUUAUAUUUCAGAUGCCUUCAUAAUGUAUUUUAAAAAUCCUCGAUGAAUUGGGCCAAAGUCUUCAAGUUGGUUUCAACCAAGCCAAAAGUCUUUCAGAGCUCAGUUGGUGAUAAUUUAAUAUGGAAAAUAAACGCGUCCUACUUUGCAAGCAAACCUGGAUCUAUAUCAAGUUCAGUUAAAACAACCGCGAGGUCGAAGCCAUCAUCUCUUGUUGGUAAACAUGCACCUAUUACUCUUACGAAGUCAGCUAUAGAUCGCGUCCAAGAACUUUUACAAAGAAAUCCGGAAGCUAUAGGACUACGUAUUGGAGUUAGAACUCGUGGUUGUAAUGGUCUGUCUUAUACUUUGGACUUUUGCUUCGACGGACUCCAACCUGGAGAUGAAGUUGUCGAGCAGGCUGGAGUUCGUAUUUUUAUUGACCGUCGGGCGCAGCUGACGCUAUUGGGUACUGAAAUGGACUAUCAGCAAGAUAUAUUAUCCAGUCAGUUUGUUUUCAACAACCCUAACAUUAAGGGGACUUGUGGUUGUGGAGAAAGCUUUAGUGUAUAAAUUGUUUCUUUGGUGAUACGUUGAUAAUUUCGAUACAGCGCAUAUAUAUAUAUAUAUAUAUAUAU